Messenger RNA from Cyphellophora europaea CBS 101466, 1962 nucleotides. RefSeq lists its product as uncharacterized. The transcript has a single exon. Bases 1 to 1962 code for a protein of 653 amino acids. The record is from RefSeq and is a predicted model, not a curated record. Lineage: Eukaryota; Fungi; Ascomycota; Eurotiomycetes; Chaetothyriales; Cyphellophoraceae.
AUGUCGAAACGGCCCAGGAACACCAAGGCUUUGGUACAGCUCUACGAGCGAGUGUUUGUCUGUCCCUCAUGUGCGCAGCUGCGUAAUGGAAUCCGGUCGCACCCACGAUCUCCCCGCCACCACCGAUCAGCCUCUACGCUGAGCUCGAAUACCGCUGUCAAUGCUUCACGGAGCGUCCCCGACAAAUACAAAACGCUUUACACUGCGCUAAGCGAUCUACGACGUGGUGCGUCCGUCCAUCUUAGCCUUGGCCGCUUGCAGCUUGCACUUCAAGGUCUCGAAACCACCACACCCAAGAUCCGCGUGGCCGUAUUGGGCUUGAACGCACAAGACACAGCUAGAAGGAUCGUGAGGCUUCUACUUGCGGAUCCGUUGGAUCAAGAGGCAAGAUGGGAGAAAGAGUUGGCUGGUAAUAGUGAGAGCUACGAACAUGGUGUGGUGAUUCGCUUCGGCCAAUCUGCGAAUCCCAAUGUCCCUCAAUCACGGUCUACAAUACCUACGCUCGACAUACCGUCAUCUUUGCUGGAGCGCAACAAUCUCGAGAUCCUCGUGUCGUCCGUCAACCGACCCUCGGCUACACAGGCACAGCGCACUCCCAUCGAAGCAUUCCUCGCACCUGCAGUGGGAACGCCCACAGCCUAUAGCGGCAGACAAACAAUGAUCAGCCAGCCUGUCCACCGAGCUCUCGUUGUAGCGAAAGGGCUCGAAGAGCUCUUUCAAGUGGCGGAGCUGUUGGCAUCAGUCGAAUUCGUCACAGAAGAAGAUAGACAGUCUAUUGCAAUCGCUAUGCAAAAUGCGGAUAUCGCUGCCGAUGGCCAAAUACUGACUGUCGAUGCAGGCAGGGCAGAGCGAGGCAUCGACGCGAUCCGCCAAUCCCUAGCCGAGGCUACGACAUACGAACACCUCUGGGUUGAUUCAGGCAUGCCGAACCUGUCCAAAUGGCUUGCUCGGACGUCCAACACCGAUGGUACGAUGCCGUCGCAGAUCUCGUCCUUAAUCUCCUCGAUCCUCCAGUCUGUUUCGAGGAGUCUUGAGUUCCAAGCCCAACGACAAACAAAUGCUCAAGAUCUCGACCUAGCGACCCUUACCAAUCUAGGAUCCACGAUUGACGAAUUCUCCCGUAACGCCCAUCAAGAGCUACAGUCUGGCUUGGCUUCAGCCUGGUCCUCACGCAACUGGCGCAAGCUAGCCUGGUAUAAACUCUUCUGGCGUGUGGACGACGUCGGUCUAAUCGUAACUGAUCUCAUCACCAACGCAUGGCUGCCUCGCACGGAGAAGGCAGUCUAUGAGCUUUCUGGACGCCUCGCACAAGCUGGGAUCUCUCCUAUGGAUGUUACCUUCACACCUCGCGAACUUAUAGAAAAGACGGCCGAAGAGCAUAGCUCCCCAGCAACACAGCCUUUGCCCAUUCUCCAGGCGCAAACGGCCUCGACUUCGGAAGUCACCGAACCAGUGAUCACAAAUCAGGCUGGCGCUGCAAGUGUUGUGCUACAGCCUGUACCGGAACCCACUCCCCUAUCCGUGUCAAUAUCUGCCAGGCGGACAACACAGAUCACACGAGCCAUUGAGUCGCUUACUACACAAGCCCAGCAGCUCGUUCUCCGGACGAUGUCCAUCACAGGUCUUUCUGCCGGCCUUUCUGGUCUGACCUACUUGUCCAUCACGCCAGGCAGCUUAUACGAGGCUGGCACCAUUGUUGCUGUGGGCACGACCUUCGCCUUGUGGCGUAUGCAGGGCGGCUGGCAAAGUGCCACGAAGCGGAUGGAAAACGAGCUCUUUGACGAAGGGCGCAGUGAGAUUAGGAGGAUUGUCGGCCGGAUGAGACAACUGGUUGAGGAGAGGGCGCGACCAAGGGUUGAUCAGGCAGAGGAGCAGAGAUGGCGGUCGGCGUGGGCCAGUGUGCGGAAAGCAAGAGCCGAACUGGACAAGCUCGUCAACAGUGAGCCGAAAGAGCAGAAGUGA